AAUUGCGCUGGAAAAAUACUGCUUAGUUUGAUGCUCAGGGCUCAAGUCAUUCUCUUCUCUUUCCCAUCUCUUUGUCUUCCCAGGAAGGCACUGAUUUACUUUUGUAAAAUGCACUCCAGAUAUGAGAAGUCCACUCUUGCAUGUGGCAGCGAAAGGGAGGAAUAUCAAUGGGUUUUGAGUGGCGUGAUCUCAUCGAAGUCCUUGCAGCUAGUGCAGCGUGUCCCAGCUGAGGAUCUGCCUCAUAAAGAGUUACUCAUCUUGAAAGUACUCUUCGAACAUCAGCUGAUCAAUUUUCAGAGUCCCUCUGUAAAAAAGGCAGCUGAGAGGUCACGGAGUUGAUGCCGAGCUGCUGGCAAUCAGGAGCUGCCCGGACCACAAUGCCCUACCCUGCCCCUGGCCUUGGCAAGUUGUGAGCUGCUCAUGUCCAUAAGGAGGAAGGAUGGCUCAUGGAAUUCCUUCACAAGGCAAAGUUACCAUAACGGUGGAUGAGUACAGCUCCAACCCAACGCAGGCGUUUACACACUACAACAUCAAUCAGAGCCGGUUCCAGCCUCCACACGUGCAUAUGGUCGACCCUAUCCCAUAUGACACUCCAAAACCAGCGGGCCACACGCGCUUUGUCUGCGUCUCAGACACGCACUCCAGAACAGAUGGCAUCCAGAUGCCUUAUGGGGACAUCCUUCUUCACACGGGCGAUUUCACCGAGCUGGGACUGCCCUCAGAGGUCAAGAAGUUUAAUGACUGGUUAGGAAACCUACCAUAUGAAUAUAAAAUAGUGAUUGCUGGGAAUCAUGAACUGACAUUUGAUAAGGAAUUCAUGGCAGACCUUGUUAAACAAGAUUACUACCGCUUUCCCUCUGUGUCCAAAUUGAAACCAGAGGACUUUGACAAUGUUCAGUCACUCCUGACAAAUAGUAUUUACUUACAAGAUUCAGAGGUAACAGUUAAAGGAUUCCGAAUAUAUGGUGCCCCGUGGACACCAUGGUUUAAUGGAUGGGGCUUUAAUCUACCCAGAGGUCAGUCUUUGCUAGACAAGUGGAACCUUAUUCCUGAGGGAAUUGAUAUACUAAUGACACAUGGACCUCCCCUUGGUUUUAGAGACUGGGUUCCAAAGGAGCUGCAGAGAGUGGGCUGUGUGGAGCUGCUGAACACAGUGCAGAGGCGAGUCAGGCCCAAACUCCAUGUCUUUGGUGGGAUUCAUGAAGGUUAUGGCAUCAUGACAGACGGCUACACCACCUACAUCAACGCCUCCACGUGUACAGUCAGCUUCCAGCCCACCAACCCUCCCAUCAUCUUCGACCUUCCAACCCCUCAAGGAUCCUGAAGCACUACUGGGGAAGGUCUAUAAACUGCCAUUUUCUAAUUAUGAAACUUACAUUCAGUUACAUGUUUAUUUCAA
This is a messenger RNA of Hirundo rustica (Barn swallow), 1399 nucleotides long. RefSeq names its product metallophosphoesterase domain containing 2 (gene MPPED2). NCBI's taxonomy places the organism in Eukaryota, Metazoa, Chordata, Aves, Passeriformes, Hirundinidae. Gene Ontology annotation, molecular function: hydrolase activity. The transcript has 7 exons. The record is from RefSeq and is a predicted model, not a curated record. Bases 440 to 1324 code for a protein of 294 amino acids.